This is a messenger RNA of Xiphias gladius (swordfish), 1731 nucleotides long. RefSeq names its product glutaredoxin 3 (gene glrx3). The record is from RefSeq and is a predicted model, not a curated record. The coding region runs from base 31 to 1008 and encodes 325 amino acids. NCBI's taxonomy places the organism in Eukaryota, Metazoa, Chordata, Actinopteri, Istiophoriformes, Xiphiidae. The transcript has a single exon.
CACCGGAAGCGCCGCGCAGGGGAAAGAAAAAUGGCGAAUCUCGUGGAGGCAACAACCCAGCAGCAGUUUGAAGAUUUCUUAGCCAAAGCUGGAAAAUGCCUGACCGUGGUGCACUUCCAGGCGGCAUGGGCUCCUCAGUGCGGCCAGAUGAACGAAGUGAUGGCCGAGCUGGCCAAGGAGCACACACACACCACGUUUGUGAAGCUGGAGGCGGAAGCGGUGCCGGAGGUGUCGGAGAAGUAUGAAAUCUCCUCUGUCCCCACUUUCGUUUUCUUCAAGGGAGGGGAGAAGGUGGACCGCCUGGACGGGGCCCAUGCUCCGGAUCUGAACAAGAAGGUACAGCGCUUGGCAGUGGCCGCGAGUCCGGGUGGAGCUGCGGAAAGUAGCACCACAGACCCGAACCAGCGGCUAAAGAAGCUGAUCAACGCGGCGCCCUGUAUGCUCUUCAUGAAAGGGUCCUCACAGGAGCCCCGCUGCGGCUUCAGCCGGCAGAUAGUGGCCCUGCUGAAGGAGCACAGCAUCCAGUUCAGCAGCUUCGACAUCCUGUCCGACGAGGAGGUCCGACAGGGCCUGAAGACCUACUCCAACUGGCCCACGUACCCUCAGCUGUAUGUGAAUGGAGAGCUGGUGGGAGGGCUGGACAUAGUGAAGGAGCUGGCUGAGUCUGGGGAGCUGGAGAACACCUGCCCCAAGGCUGUCACCUUGGAGCACCGGCUGAAGACCACCAUCAACAAGAACCCAGUCAUGCUGUUCAUGAAGGGCAACAAGGAGGCCGCACGGUGUGGCUUCAGCAGGCAGAUACUGGAGAUUUUGAACGGCACCGGGGUGGAUUAUGACACCUUUGACAUUCUGCAGGACGAAGAGGUGCGUCAGGGUCUAAAGACUUAUUCUAACUGGCCAACCUACCCCCAGCUCUACGUGAAGGGAGAGCUGAUCGGAGGUUUGGACAUAGUCAAGGAGCUGAAGGAGAGUGGAGACCUGGCAUCGGUGCUGAAGGGGGAAUCGUAGGUGGAUUUGCCAAGGCAUCAGAGAAGAGGAACAACAAGCUACGUGCCCAGAUCGGCCGAUUCUGUCACUGAUAAAACACUACAGAAGUGCCAUGAAGUGACAGAAACAAUAUAUGAAAAGAAAUUAGAGUUAAUAAUAGAAUUACACUCCUUUAACCUAACUAUUGUUGCAUUUGGGAGAGUUCAUGUUCUGUUUGAAGUCAAAAAUGAAACUGCAGUUAACAAUGGGAAUUGAGAGGGUUUUCAUUCAAAAUUUUCCAUAGAGUGUUACUGGAAAGUUUUGCUUUGAGUAAUUCUUGAAAAUACAUCUUCAGAAAUGUUUAAAGUGAAAGUCAAGUGAUCCCCCUUUUUUUGGCCUAAUUUUAAACACCUCCUACUUGCCGUCUGACACUGGGAAAAUACUGGGAAUACAGUAGCUGCCUUUAGUUCAUGUUAUCUGGUGUGUGCAUUUCCGGCUUACAUCUGUCUUUCCAGUAUUCACAGCCUUUUACUUAACAGCGGGUUUAUAUUUAGUUAACCAUUAUUCGCCCGCCGUGUAGCUGACUCUUCAUGCCGUCCUGUCCAGCUCCUGUCCACUCAUUCUUCACCUGAAAGACAGAAAAACUGGCUUUUACCUUAUCCAAGAAUCACUCUGGUUUAAAUACUUAGAAUAAAUUUGGCGUGGCACUUGUUGAUUUGUUUGUUCAUUGAUAACAUUAUCAUUAAACAAUUUAAAAAAGCAGAA